GUGCCAUCCUACUGCAAGACUACAUAAAAUGACGUCACUGUGCCGUGAGGUCCCAGCUAGUAUUAUUACCGACUAUCUUACACUCAUUCCUGUCUUGAGUGUAUAGUCUUUGGUUCACGAGCCGCCAACGUUUUUCUAGCAACUACAGAAACAAUCAGUGUGUGUCCAGAACAACACAGGGCACAGGUGGAAGAAGAGGCGUCCCAGAUUUCAGAUUCUUGAAUAUGGAUGCUGGUGAAGAAGAAGAAGCAGAUGGGGCUCAAGCUGAAGAUGGGGAUGUAAACACUGUCAUUGCACCGAGAAUGAUGAAUUCUCUUGUUAUAUCCCCUUCAAAAUCAGUGACCAGGUCUUCGCAAGCUCUGAGCCCCAUUCACAAACCAUCAAUCAAAACAAAUACAGGAGACUUUAUCAGUCAGAGUGAGAGCAAGGACUCUUGUGGAAGAAAUGUUGAUAACAAUGUGUACACUGGAAACUUAAAUGAAAACCAAGAUUUACACAUCCACUCUGCAGCCGUUGUAAAGAGUUCUGAAGUUGAAUUUCCAGUUCAGUUUCAUGAACUUCAGUCCAACACAGAUCUAAAAAUGCCUCCAUCAAAUUGGUUACAGGAACACUCUUCUAUCCGGCUGCCUAACCCAACACACAAACAUGCUGAUUUCUCAAGUUUCCUCAUGGCCCAUCAGUUCCCAGAUUGCAUCGGUGAGGUGGAUGUAGUAUCAGAUGCAGAGAACAUUAAGAAAUUACUAAAAAUUCCUUAUAAUCCAAAAGCUCAUGUCAGUAUGAUGAUCCAUCGGGUGGGCAAGACUCUCUUGAUAGAUGAUUUUGAUGUCUACAAGUACCUGCUGAGACAAUCUGAAAAAGAGUGGCAUUGGUUAAGAAGAUUCUUUUUUGAACAUGUACUUCAAUCAUUAACACAAAAGGAGAAUGUCCUGGUUCGUCCAAACAAGAGUCGAAACGUCGUUCAGAGUCGGAGUUUGCUUUCUAAAUUUCUGUACCACAGCAUAAAUGAAGAAGAAGCCCGACCUCCCAGUCCUCCUUCUCAGCCAGUAACUGAGAGUCCUGUCUCUGUGCGGAGGCCAUCAUUAGCCAUGAAUGAAGUAAUGCCUGAACCUGCAUUGGAGGAGCAGCUUCCUCAAGCCUCUGGUCAGGCAUUUACUCGUAAUGUUGUAUGGAAUUUUGAAGACCUGCACAUGCUGAUUGGGACAGACCUACCCAUCUUUGGUGGUGGAACUCAUCCAUGUGUCUCACUUAGGCUUCGUGACAUGAGUAAACCCAUCAAUAUAUUGACAGGUAUUGACUAUUGGCUGGAUAACCUUAUGUGUAAUGUACCAGAAGUAGUCAUGUGCUACCACUUGGAUGGCAUUGUUCAAAAGUAUGAAUUAAUCAAGACUGAAGAUUUGCCCCACAUGUCAGAUUGCCAGUUUUCUCCUAGACUGGUACGGGAUGUGGCCCAAAAUAUUCUGUCAUUUCUCAACUGCAAAGCAACAAAAGAGGGUCAUACAUACUGGCUCUUUAAAGGUAAAGAUGAUGACAUAGUAAAGCUCUAUGAUCUGACAUCACUCUGCUUGGAGGGUCGAUUAAAUGUAGAUGGAACUGAGGAGGAAACCCAAACAGAAGACUCUGGAAACCCUUUCACUAUCCCAGUUGCAAUGCUCUUUUAUCGUGUCGCUAAAAAUAUGCGGUCUUCUGAAGAUGCUCACACCAAGAUUGCCUCUAUCAGAGCUCUGCUUAAAAAUUCUCUUACAUUAUUAGAUAAGAAUGAAUAUCCAAAGAUUGUGUCUUCAGCCCAUUAUAUGCUGUCUGAUCUGUAUGUGCCACAAGACCUAGACCCUGAUUCUCCAGUUCUUUCUGACUGCAGUGAUGAAGAUAGUGAAUGGUCAUCCACUGUAGGUAGCGAUGAUGAAGAUUGUUGUGACAUGCAUGACAGCCAGUCUGUUGCUCCUGCCAAUUCAAGUUCAACUAUUAAGGUGUCAUCAUUGUGCAAACCCCAUGCUAGUAAAACCCAGUCACACUAUUAUAAGGCUCCACCUCUUCUAGGCACCCUAGAGGAACGAUGCCAGUGUGCACUGAACCAUGUGGUUGAGGCCCUCCAGUGUCUUCACUUGUCUAGUAUAAGAGAAAGGGAACACUGUGGAUCAAAAAGAAGCAAGGAAUCAUCUAUGGGUCCUUCAAGGAGUCAGGACCAACAAGAACCUAAAAUGGCUCGACCUUUUCAGCCCAUACCUAUGCCUUAUUCACCUCUUAAUACUAACACAGAUGAUGGAAAGAAGGCUUUAGUUUUAGCAAAAGAGCGACCUGCUGAUGACCAGCUGACAGUUUCUGUGUUGUGUCAACAGUACUGUGUUGCCAGCUGGUUAGAUAAACUUAAUGUUUUGCUACUCAGAAAGGCUUCUUUAGUUUAUCUCGUCAUGGCCAGAACAAAUUUUAAUGUACAGAGGUAUGGGUUAGCUCUGCGGUAUAUAAGAUUCUCCCUCCACGCUUGGCAUGGAAUGGCUUGUAGACUUGGCCUUGAGGAGAGUGAAGUACCUGUCCCUUGCCAAGCCUUAACUCUAGCUGGUGACAUAUUCUACAUGAUAUCUAAAGCUUGGGAAGAAGUUGCCUCUCACAUAGAUGACUAUAACUUUGUAACUUCACCUCAUGAUGACAUGCUCACACUUCUUGACAACAUAUUACCAGCUCAAGAGUGCAGCUGGACUAUCAAAUUGCCCUGUGAUGUAGAGGAGGCACUGGCAUUGGGUUGUGUGAGUUUUGAAAAAGCAGUGUCUGCUGCAGACCCUCAAGCAGUGAUGCUUCUCUCACGCAGGCUGGGCAAUGUCUGUAAUGAACUUGGAGUUAUGUACAUGAACCAGGCAGCUAAGUUGUGUGAAGAGAAGGACAUAGGCUUCCAAGGUGCAGAGGAACUUUGGCAAAGGAGUGCAGAGGUUUUGAACCGUGGCAUUGAAAAUUUUAACCGAGUUAAGGAUGUGGCAAAUGUGGCCCUCUUACAUUCUAAUACUGGUCGCCUGUUACGACUCUGUGCCUUCUACUGUGUUCCCAAGACUGGUCCAAGACAAUUUAUUAAUCCAGAGAGAUACUAUUAUGACCAGGCAGUAACAGAAUACCAGAAAGCUUUGGAAGCACUGAAAUCAAGAAAAAAGAGCAUGGAAAUAUGGGAUUUAGUUGUAUGGGAAUAUGGUACAACCCUGUACACUAUGGCUUCUCUGCUGCAGGAUCAUCCUCCUCCCUUACCAACGGCUGGAGAGGACAUUACCCGUGAAGUUUUGAACAUUCUCACAAAGGCUCUUAAAUACUGUGAUGUGAAAACCCCAGGAGCUCGGCAGCCACUAUAUCAGUACAGGGCUGCUGUUAUAUAUAUGCGGCUAGCUGGCAUAUAUCACAAUGCUGUCAGGGAUGGUGAAGGAGACAUGAAAAAUAUAAGACAUUUGGCAGAACUGAACUAUGGUAAGGCAGCAACUCUGUUCAUGCAGCUGGAGAAUCCCAUUGAUAUGUUAAAGGUUCAACUGGAUCAGGCAGUACUGAUUGAAGAUCAGUUGCUAGGAAUAUCACAUCAUCAAGUGCUCACAAAGUGUCACAUGUCUAUACUUCAACUGUUAGUAGACUGUGUUCCAGCUCUGAAGAUCAGUCAGGCCUCUGCUAAAGAGAAAAUUAACCAAACUAAUACAAAUGAAAUACACCAGACAGGCCUAUGUAAUAAAAACCAACCUAUACAAAUGGAAGAUGUCACCAUGGAUGACAGGAGUAGAUUCCAAGAAAAUAACAAUAGUGAAGAAAUCAGUUGCCAGGGUGAAAACUUAACAUUUGAAGAUGAAGAAAAUCAAGAGAAAAUACGAGCCUUGCUAGUUGUGUUUGAAAAGAAGCUUCAAAAUUCACUCAUGACUCUUAUAAAGAUAAAUUCUUCGUUAAGGUCAAAAAAGAGCAGUCAUCAUGGAAAUGAUGUGAGCUUUCUGAAGGAGAUGUACAGCUUGAGCCUCAACAAACAGUCUCUACCAUUAGCCGCACACCUACUAAGCGCCACAUCUGCUAUCGCUCCAUUACUCAACCAAAUUCGCCCCCGAAGAUGAUGUCUUUAAUUGACCAUUCUGCCAUCGAUUAGUGUUUUGAGGAUUUAUUUUUCAGAGUUGAAAAUUCAGUAAUACAGGGUACCUAUCUUACACAUUAUUUUGAAUAUGUUAAACUUUCUUACAUGUUAUUUUGGCUAUGUUAAACUCCAUAUUUUCUUUAUGUAUUUCAUAACAAAAUAUACAUAUUACAUAUAAGUAUC
Molecule: messenger RNA, 4258 nt
Organism: Homarus americanus (American lobster)
Lineage: Eukaryota; Metazoa; Arthropoda; Malacostraca; Decapoda; Nephropidae
Product: erythroid differentiation-related factor 1-like
Exons: 18
Coding region: 225-4058 (1277 amino acids)
Biological process (GO): positive regulation of DNA-templated transcription
Source: RefSeq, a predicted model, not a curated record